AUGUAUGCUUCCCUCUUCAACUCUGAAUCUUUUCUUGCUGCCACCCUCUUCAUUGAAUGUCUCGUUCAAAAAGAAGAACACAUCUGCACUCUUAUCAAGACUUGUCAGGACAACUCCACCCUCUCCCUCCACCUCCACCUCAUCUUAGAAGCCAUUGCUACUGAGAAGCGCCUCGAGAGCAAAUUGGGAUACAAGGACGAAAACAUCCUUAGUCUCCACCACAUGGUAACCACCACCAUCGCCGCUGCUAUCCGACAUGGUAUCUUGAAUACUAUCAGAGACUGUGACAAGCUCCCCACUGUCCCCGACUAUAUCCCGAGCCAUUUCGCGGGACAAGGAAUCAUACAGUACUUUGAAAAGUUCGACGCCGAAAUCCACACUUACAGGAAGAAGUUCCCAACAUCCCCUCGCAUCACUACCUAUCAUCCUUACCGACACACCCCUACCCGCCACUGCUUGAAGUGCAAGAGGCUUGGCCACAUUUGUAAGGAUUGCAGCGAUUACCAGUGCGGAGGAUGCUUCUGGUGGGGACCAGGACAUAUUACCCCCAACUGCGAAAGGAAGAAAGAAGCCGACAAGGCAUGGGAAUGGGAGAAACGGAUGAACGCUGCAGGAUACGACAUGAAGACAGGAGCACAGAUGUGGAAAGAAAAGGUUUAUAGUUGGACAGGAGUACCGAUUCUCAGGAACGAAGAUUGCAACACCCCCAGGAAGCAACCCAAGUUCGUCGACUUGGUCUCCCCUUUGCCACCUUCCUUACCAUCAAUGCCGCCUCUCUUCCCACCAACUCCACCAUCAUCUCCUCUCUAUAAUCCAUAUUCCCCUAUGACCCACCCAUCUCCUCUCUUUGACCUUGAGGACUUGGUCAGUGACUUCGACUCCAUCACUUCUUCAUCUAACAAUAUCGGUGAUAUUGAAGUUUAA
This is a messenger RNA of Laccaria bicolor S238N-H82, 924 nucleotides long. RefSeq lists its product as uncharacterized. The record is from RefSeq and is a predicted model, not a curated record. Gene Ontology annotation, molecular function: nucleic acid binding; zinc ion binding. Lineage: Eukaryota; Fungi; Basidiomycota; Agaricomycetes; Agaricales; Hydnangiaceae. The coding region runs from base 1 to 924 and encodes 307 amino acids. The transcript has a single exon.